AUGUUUUUGUUAACAAAGCUGUUGGUUAAUGCUUUCUUACCACGUUCACAGUCACCCCACAAUUCAAAAAUAUCAAAAAGCUCUGUUUUUCAGGUAGCCACUAGCUGCUGCAACCAUCCUCUAGCACUAAAACCAGUUAGUCCCAACAGCUCCACCAAGGCACCAAUGACAAGGGACACCACCAUUGGUGGUGGUUGUGGCGCUGGUGGUCGAGGCCAUGAGGCUUUAGGCUUUGCAAUACACGUGGUUCGAGGACGGUGGAUCACAAUUUUCUCCUCCUUUUUGGUCAUGGUAGGAGCAGGUGGAACUUAUGUUUUUGGAAUAUACUCCGAAGAAAUAAAAGCCUCUCUGGGUUAUGAUCAAAGCACUCUCAAUCUCGUAGGCUUCUUCAAAGGUCUUGGUACAAAUGUUGGGGUCGUCUCUGGCCUUAUUGCUGAGGUAACACCAACAUGGUGUCUCUUGUUAAUUGGCUCUGCCAUGAACUUUGGUGGCUUCUUUAUGAUAUGGCUUGCUGUCACUGGCAAAACUGCCAGCCCAAAAGUCUGGCAGAUGUGUUUGUACAUAUUCAUUGGAGCCAAUUCUCAGAACUUUGCAAACACAGGAGUUCUUGUCACUUGUGUCAGAAACUUCCCAGAGAAUCGAGGCGUGUUGUUGGGCCUUUUAAAGGGCUUCGCAGGGUUAGGUGCAGCAAUCAUGACCCAAAUUUACUUGGCAAUUUAUGGAAAUGAUGCUACAUCUCUUAUCCUUCUUGUUGGAUGGCUUCCUGCUGCAAUAUCAGUUGUAUCUUUAUAUACAAUACGGGAGAUGAGGGUUGUUAAGCUACCUAAUGAGCUCAGAGUCUUUUAUCAUUUCCUUUUUGUAUCAAUUGUGCUAGCUUUGUUCCUGAUGGCUAUGACCAUAACUCAGAAAUUGGUAGCUUUCUCUUGGGCGGCCUAUGCUGGAAGUGCCACUGUGAUUUGUGCCUUGCUUGUUGUCCCACUUUUUGUUGCCAUUAAAGAAGAAUUAGUCCUUUGGAACCAAAAAAGAUAUCCCAGUAAUCCCACUGCAAUAACCAUUGAAAACCUUUCUGCAAUAGAACGAAAACCAGAAGUGUCCGAGCUGUCCUCUCCUACCAAGGUAGAUGAUACGCCAAAAACAUCCUGGUUUGCUAGUAUAGUCAAUAAACCCAAAAGAGGAGAAGAUUACUCAAUCCUACAAGCACUUCUUAGCAUGGACAUGUUAAUUCUGUUCAUCGCAUCUAUGUGUGGAAUUGGAUCAAGCUUAACUGUCGUAGACAAUUUGGGUCAGAUUGGAGAGUCACUGGGAUAUCCAACAAAAACCAUAAAAUGCUUUGUAUCGCUAGUAAGCAUAUGGAAUUACUUUGGGAGGAUCUUUGCUGGUUUUUUCUCUGAAAACCUACUACAUAAAUACAAAUUCCCCCGGCCUCUUAUGACAACGUUGGUCCUUUUUCUGUCAUGCAUCGGUCACCUACUCAUCGCUUUUCCAGUCCCCGGUUCAGUUUACGUGGCGUCAGUGAUAAUUGGAUUCUCAUUUGGUGCACAAGUCCCUCUUAUGGACGCGAUUGUAUCCGAGCUUUUUGGCCUAAAGCACUACUCUACGUUGUUCAAUUGUGGGCAAUUGGUUACUCCCCUUGCUUCAUACAUACUAAAUGUGAAGGUCACUGGACUUCUUUAUGAUCAAGAAGCAUUGAAGGAGCUUGCAAGGAAGGGAAGGCAGAGAUCAUUGAAGAAACAAUUGACUUGUAUAGGAACUCAUUGUUACAGGCUAUCUUCUAUAAUUUUGGCAGGUGUUACAUGCUUUGGAGCUCUUGCUUCCUUGAUUUUGGUGGCGAGGACUCGGGAAUUUUACAAAGGAGAUAUAUAUAAGAAGUUCAAGGAGAAAGCAGAAGCCGAUGAGAUGGAGAUGGAUUCGCCAUCGGAGGGUGGCGUUAGGACAAAUCACGAGGAGAAAAGCCAGAGAAAAUGAAGAUGAAACAGGGUUUCCGGUAUCUUUUUCUUGGAGUCUUUACUUUUAUUUAAUAUAUAAG
Ilex paraguariensis (yerba mate) is the source of this 2026-nucleotide messenger RNA. NCBI's taxonomy places the organism in Eukaryota, Viridiplantae, Streptophyta, Magnoliopsida, Aquifoliales, Aquifoliaceae. The record is from the annotation of a GenBank genome assembly.